GUUUGCCUUCAUUCGCGUUUCGAACCUCUAGCAGUGAACGUCGUGUGGCUUGUAUCGAUUGAAUUUUUUUUCUCUCCUUUUCGUAUUCGUUUCUACUAAUAUGUCAUUGACGGUGUUGUUGUUAUUCCCAUAAAGAAGAUUGGGAACAAAUCGCAUAUUGUCGCGAAUGUGUGGUGGUUUGUCUUUGCAAUUGCGAAACGGAAAUAAUUUUGUUUCCUCCGUGGACAUUGUGUGCAAAAAGUUCGUGAAAGUUGAUUCAAAUGAGACACGUAAAAUAAGCACAAGUUGCGAAACCUUUCCCGAAUGAAGUUUACUGUUUACGCAUUACACCAGUUGUGACAAAGGAGGCGUAAAUUUAGCUAUUUCACGUGCUACGGAUGUAUUAGUGCGCACGGACUACUUGAUAUGCGGGACUAUGUCAUCGACAAAGUACAAAGUGAGCCAUUGAUUUUUUUCAUGCACAUAAAUUAGUUAUCGUGGAACAAAUCAGCAAAAAUCACCCUGUUUGCAAUGGUGAUAGAAGUUGAAACAUUAAUGAUGCAUGGAUACCGUAAGUGAGCGAAGAACAUCAAUGACAAAUAAGUCAAGUGACCUUAAAGGCGAAGCAUAAAGUGAUAAAUAAACGCGGUUCUAUCAAUGAUUUUGCCUUGAAAACGGACCGUCAGUUUUUCAAUAAGAGAAUCUUUAUUCGAAGCUGAAGAAGUAUUGGUGUAAUAGAAAGAAGAAAACAAACAAGUGGCCGACGAAGCAGCUCUGCAUACAUUCGUUCGUCAUAAGUGAUAAGUUGUUCAAAGGCAACUUGUAAGAAAAAUGCGAAAUAACACCAACAGCAAUAAUAUGGAAUCGUCAUUCUACGAAGAUAGCAAUGGGCAGUAUGUUCCUGUAUCAACGCAAGCCCAAAUCAACGCCGGAAAUAAUCUGAAAAGGCCCGCCACAUUGGAACUGAACGCCAACAAAAGCCGGAAGGCACGGUUCAAUGCCUCGGUUACCGCCCCUCCGGUGAUUACUUCUCCGGACCUGCAAGUGCUAAAACUCGUCUCACCGGAACUGGAAAAAAUUAUCACCAACAGUGCUGCUCUGCCAACACCAACACCUAGCAGCAUACUUUAUCCUGGCAAGGCUACCACCGAGCAGGAACAAUUUGCCAAAGGCUUCGAUGAAGCUCUCCUCUCGAUGCACGAAAAAGAUAACAUCAGUAAGAUGAACAUCAACAACAACAACAAUAACAAAAGCAUCAACAACAACGCAUCCACGGCAAUUGCUGCGAUCUCGGCUGUGUCUACCGCCACCACCACUACUCAUAACACGAUGAGUGGAGGUGACAUCACCUACACCGAUCUCGAUACCUACCCAGGUGUGAUCAAAGAAGAGCCCCAGAUUGUCCCACAAUCGUCUCCAGUUAGCCCGAUCGAUAUGGAGAAUCAGGAACGCAUCAAACUGGAACGGAAGAGGUUACGAAAUCGGGUAGCCGCCUCAAAGUGCCGCAAGCGGAAGCUCGAGCGCAUUUCUAAACUAGAGGACAAGGUAAAGGACCUAAAAACCCAGAACAACGAACUACACAGUAUAGUCUUCAGCCUGAAGCAGCACGUGAUACAGCUGAAGCAGCAGGUGGUCGAACACCACAACUCUGGAUGCACCAUAACGCUAGCGGGAAAAUUUUAGAGACCGUCACGUGAUCAUUAAGUUGUUUGUUUCAGUUGCCCAAACAGCAGCAACAGAUAACAUGGUCAAGCAUCUAUCUUCGUCACUGAAGCCUACCUUCUGCAUGGAAAUGCGUCUUUAGUGUCAACAAUUUCUCGUUGAGCUAGAAACUAUUUAUUUUCAUUCAUUUCCCAAUAGUUGUCCAGUUCCCAUAAUUUGAUCUACGUAUUAGUUUAAGUGAAUUAGGUAGCUCUUUAAAUAAGUGUGCUGCUUAAAUUACCAUAAAAAUGAACAGAAAUGCCUUACAAGUUGAAAAGUCGAGCAAGUAAUGGUUUACCAUUUAGCAAUUAAGUCAUAAUUAUACUAAAACUAAAAUGCUUAACAAAGUAUAGAUUAAUUCAUACGCGUUAUCAACCCCACAAAGCAAGGAUAUUCUAGUCGUCGAUUGGUGUUCGCAAACAAUGAAAUUGUGAGCGUUUUUAUGAUUUUAUUUUUGUGUUUGUGGAGCAACUGCAAAUGUGUCAUAUUAAAAAGUUCUGUAAAACAUACCAUUUAAUUUAGUAUGAGUUCAGUUGUUCGCAGGCGCCGAAUGCACUUUGUUGUUGAGAAUAAAUUAUCGUGUUUUAGUUAUGUUUGACGAAGUCCCUAAAGAUUUUUGUUUCAGAUCAAAAUAGUUACAUUUUUAUUUAAAACUAUUUUUAUGUUCAAUUACUCUGCAAAAAUAAAUGCUUGUAACUUUUAUAGAUUUACAUAACUUGAAAGAAUAUUUACAAUAAAUUUUUUGUUCAUUCACAUUCGAAUAACAGCUGAA
Molecule: messenger RNA, 2452 nt
Organism: Armigeres subalbatus
Lineage: Eukaryota; Metazoa; Arthropoda; Insecta; Diptera; Culicidae
Gene: Jra
Product: transcription factor Jra
Exons: 3
Coding region: 811-1662 (283 amino acids)
Biological process (GO): regulation of cell cycle; regulation of transcription by RNA polymerase II; regulation of cell population proliferation
Cellular component (GO): transcription regulator complex
Molecular function (GO): RNA polymerase II cis-regulatory region sequence-specific DNA binding; DNA-binding transcription factor activity, RNA polymerase II-specific; transcription factor binding
Source: RefSeq, a predicted model, not a curated record